This is a messenger RNA of Rhizophagus irregularis DAOM 181602=DAOM 197198, 700 nucleotides long. RefSeq lists its product as uncharacterized. The record is from RefSeq and is a predicted model, not a curated record. NCBI's taxonomy places the organism in Eukaryota, Fungi, Glomeromycota, Glomeromycetes, Glomerales, Glomeraceae. Gene Ontology annotation, molecular function: RNA binding. Gene Ontology annotation, cellular component: cytosol.
AAGACUGAACGAUGCCACCGAAGAAAAAUAAUCGAAAAUGGAAAGUUUCUCGUGGUGGUGGACAUAAGUUUACAAAUCCACGACAACUUUCUGGUACAGGAAAUGAAGAAGGAAUGUGGGGUUAUCGAGAUAAGAAAGAAGACGAUUCUGAGGAAGAAAGUGAAGAUGAAACGCCUAAUGUUUCUUCUAGUAAAAUUGAAAAAUCUAAAAAUAAAAAGAAUUCUCAAGGAUCUGAUAAGGACGUAUCAGGUGAAGACGAUGGUGAUAUCGAAGACGAUGAUGAUGACGAUGACGAUGACGAUGAUGAUGAUAAUCGUUCAAAAUUAUCAUCAUUGAGCAUUAUUGAUAUAGAAAAUCCAAACAGAACUAAAAAGGAUAAUUUGAAAGCUUCUGAUAUAAAAGAUACACCAAGAGAAAUGACUCGGAGGGAAAGAGAAGCUGCUGAAAAAGCGGCCUCACAACAAAGAUAUUGGAAACUUCAUCAGGAGGGUAAAACUGAACAGGCUAAAGCUGAUUUAGAGAGGUUAGCCAUUAUUAAGAAACAACGUGAAGAAGCUGCUUUAAGAAGAAAAGCAGAACAAGAAGCUAAAGCUGAAGCACAUAAAGCUAAGAUAGCGAGCCAAGGACGCAAAAUUAAAAAAUAAUGACAAAUUUGUAUAGAAUAUGAAAAAAUAAUGUUUAAUUAUUUAAUUAUUUGUUU